UCGUUUAUUUACACUUUUUUCCAAACGAAAAUAAUAUACAAAAUAAUAUUAAAAAUUGAGAAAUGAUAAAAAUAUUACAAGAAAAUAAAAAUGAAAUACACUGCCGCACGAUAAAAUGACUUCCAGUACAUAAAAUUAGAGAUUGAAUGUACUAAAUAUUCAUAUAAAUGAAAAAUUCUUGAAAAUUGUUUAUAAACAUUCUUUAAAAUACGUAGCACUUUCGUGAGCAUGGACUGUAAGAAAAAUCAAGAACAAAAAAAAAAUCCUUUGGAAAAUGGCAAUGUUUUUGCUUUUUUGUGCUUUUCAUGGAUAUUUAAGAUAUUUCGCACGGGUUAUAAAAAAGAAUUAGAAUUGAACGAUAUCUACAAUUGCUUAGACGAGGACAAUAGUCAAACUUUGGGAAAUUUAAUAUACAAAGUUUGGAAAGCGGAGAAUGAGAAAUACAAUUCAAAAAAUAUACAUAAUUGCAGUUUAACAAAAGUUUUGGCAAAAUGUUUUUGGAAGAAAAUAAUCUUGAUAGGUAUGUGGCAAGCAUUUGACGCCCUUAUUCUCAGAAUUCUUCAAGUUCUAUUAUUUGCAAAGGUAUUAAAUUACUUCAAUAGUAAAAGUCAUAUGUCGACAACGGAAGCUUUUUACUGGGCUUCCGGCUUUGCUUUGACAUUAAUUGUAUGUGUAUUUGUCUAUCAACUUUCAAUACAAGCAACGACACAUGUAGAAUUAAAAUUAAGAGUCUCGUGUUCAUCUCUUGUCUAUAGAAAAUGUUUAAAAUUGUCGAAAGCAUACACGGAAAAUCAAGAAACAACAGUAGGUCAGAUAAUCAACAUUUUUAGCAAUGAUAUUAAUAAUUUUGAAGCUGGAUUAUUUGGCUUUCAUUAUAUAUGGAUUGCACCGAUACAAUUGAUAAUCAUAACAAUAAUUAUUUAUCAAGAGAUGUGCUUCUAUAGUUUUUUGGGAACAUUUAUUAUUUUCUCACUUAUUCCACUACAAGCCUACAUUGGAAAGUCGAUAAAAAUUUUGACAAAUAAAGUUUCAUUAAGAACGGACAAGAGACUUUCGUUAUUGGAUGAAAUAAUUGGUGGGGUAAAAGUAAUUAAAAUGUAUGCCUGGGAGAAACCAUUUUCGCGACUUGUGGAUAAAGCAAGAAAAAAAGAAGUUAACAUUAUCAGAAAAAUAGCAUUUUGUAAUGCUUUCACAAUGGCUUGGGACAAUUGUGUCUCUCAAUUUUGUGUCUUUGUUAUUAUCUUUUUUUACGUUUUAUUUGAAAAUAAAAUCACAGCGGAACAGAUCUACACAAUAAUAGCAUUUUAUAAUAUUGUAAGGACUUCUGUAUUUGUCCUCAUGUCACAUGGUGUGCAACGUUUAGCAAAAAAUCUCGUGACAAUUAAUCGUAUCGAGGAGUUUAUGCGUCGCGAUGAAGUAAUAAAUCAAUUAAUAGAUAUCAAAAAUAUUGAGAAGCAAUCACAUGAAAAUAUUGCAGUGAAAAUAGAGAAAACAUCAGCAAAAUGGUCUCAACAGAUGAAGAGAGACACACUUCAUAAUGUAAAUUUUAUCGCUGAACGUGGAACACUUUCUGCAAUUAUAGGACAAGUGGGCUCUGGUAAAAGUAGUUUACUUCAUCUUAUUGUUAAUGAACUUCCCUCAAUAAGUGGCACUAUUCAAGUGUCUGGAAAAAUUGUCUAUGCAAGUCAAGAGCCAUGGAUAUUUGCAUCUUCGAUAAGGCAAAAUAUUAUUUUUGGACUUUCAAUGAAUAAAAAACGUUAUCAGGAAGUGAUUCGUGUUUGUCAAUUGGAGGAGGAUUUUGUUAAAUUUCCAUUUGGUGACAAGACACUUAUUGGUGAUAGAGGAACAACAUUGAGUGGAGGACAAAAAGCAAGAAUUAAUUUAGCACGAGCAAUUUAUGUGGAUGCUGAUAUUUAUCUUUUGGAUGAUCCAUUGUCGGCUGUUGAUUCUCAUGUGGGUAAAAAGAUAUUUGAAAAUUGUAUUUGUGGAUUUUUAAGGAAUAAAACAAGAAUUUUGGUGACACAUCAGCUACAAUAUCUAAAAGACGUUGAUCGAAUUUUUAUUUUAAACAACGGUAUUAUCCAAAUAAAUGGAACAUUCAAUGAUUUACAAGCAUCAAAUUUAGAUUUAUUAAAAAUAUUACCGUUUAUAAAUGACAAUGAGAAUGUGAAAUUUGAAAUGAUUGAUAAAGAAGAACAUCGUCCAUUGUCAUGGAAAGAUUCUGUGGAGGAUUUACAGGAAGAAAUUCCAGAACAUCGAAUUGUUGGCAGAACAUCGGGAAGAGUUUAUUUUUAUUAUUUUAAAGCUGUUGGAAGUGUUUGGAUUAUUUUUCUAGCUCUAUUUCUUGGUAUUUUUUGUCAAAUCGUCACUACCUAUGGAGAUAUUUUUCUCGCUAAUUGGAUUAAUCGUGAGGAUCAUAGAAGAAGUAACAGUGACAUUUCAACGAAUAAUGAUGAUAAUAUGUCGAGUUUACAAAUGUAUGGUUUAUUAAUAAUUGCGUCAAUGGCUCUGACGAAUGCAUUUUUCCUCAUUUUGUGCGAGAUGUGCAUGAGAUCAUCAGGCAAUUUGCAUUCAUCAAUGUUUUACAGUCUCAUGCGUACAACAAUGUCCUUCUUUCAAGAGAAUCCAUCCGGAAGAAUUUUGAAUCGAUUCUCGAAAGACAUUAGAGCAGUUGACAAAGAUCUGUUACAAGUUCUACAGGAUGUAUCUCAAAGUAUUUUACUCUUAGUGGCAAUUGUACUUAUCACAAGUAUUAUAAAUCCAUGGCUACUGGUACCGACAUCAAUAGUUGCUGUUAUUUUUUAUUUUCUAAGAAUCAUCUACAUAAGAACAAAUCGCAGCUUAAAACGUUUGGAAGCAAUAAAUCGAUCGCCAAUUUACAAUCACAUUAGCGCCACUCUCAAAGGACUAAUAACAAUUAGAGCAUUUAGAGCAGAGCAAAAGCUAAUCGAUGAAUUCGACAACUAUCAAGAUCUACAUACUUCGCCGUGGUAUCUUUUUUUCUCGAGUAUAACAUGUUUCACCAUUUACUUACAAUUCAUUUGCUCGCUCUACAUAAUUAUCAUUGUCUUCGCAUUUGUCACCGUCAAAGAAAACGUACCCGUGGGAAAUGCAGGUCUGGUAAUAACCCAAUGUGUCUUACUUGCCAGUAUGCUUCAAUGGGGUUUGAAGCAAACAACAGAAAUAGAAACAUUAAUGACGUCAGUCGAAAGAAUUAUGGAGUACAGUGAUUUAGAGCAAGAGGCAUCGUUGGAAACAAAAACUGAGAGUAAACCACCUAUUAAUUGGCCACAGGAUGGUAGAGUGGAAUUUAAAAAUGUUUCAUUAAGUUAUCAUCCAUCGGGUGCGCCAGUUUUGAGAAAUAUUAAUUUUCAAGUGGCUUCAAGAGAGAAAAUUGGUAUUGUAGGUAGAACGGGAGCUGGAAAGAGUUCCCUGACAAGUGCACUUUUUCGCUUAUCAUAUUUAACGGGAGAAAUUUAUAUUGAUGGUAUUGCUACAAGUGAUUUGGGUCUGCACGAUGUUAGAUCAAACAUUAGCAUUAUUCCACAGGAGCCAUUACUUUUUACCGGUACUCUUAGAAGUAAUUUGGAUCCCUUUGAAAAUUAUUCUGAUGAUGAACUUUGGCAGGCUUUGGAUGAAGUGGAACUUAAGGAAUUUAUCAAAAGUUCGAAUGCUGGACUUGAUGCUAAGGUUUCAGAUGGAGGGGCUAAUUAUAGUAUUGGUCAACGACAACUUCUUUGUUUGGCACGUGCCAUUGUGAGAAAGAAAAAAAUUCUUAUCCUCGAUGAAGCUACUGCAAAUGUGGAUUUUCAGACUGAUGAACUUAUACAAAAAACCGUUAGGAGACGAUUUAAGGAUUGUACUGUAUUUAUUAUUGCUCAUAGAUUGAAUACUGUUAUGGACUGUGAUAAAUUCAUUGUUAUGGAUUCUGGACUUAUGGUCGAAUUUGGUCAUCCUUGGGAACUUUUGAAGAAGAGAGGAUACUUGUACGAAAUGGUACAACAAACUGGACCUGACAUGGCUCAAGUUCUUAUGAAAAUGACAAAAAAUGUAUAGUAUUGUAAAUCUGCAAUUUUUUCUUUGAAUGGAAUUGUAUUUCCGAAGUAUUUUUUAGGGCUAAACACAAAUCUCGAGUCAAAAUUUUCAUACGUUUUUGAGAAAAGGGGGUGUGGAAACCACAAAAAAUUCGUUUUUUUAUUUUUAGAGCAGCAGUAACAAAUGUAAUUACUAUGUUCAUAAAUUUAAUUAAUAAGUCAAUAAUAUCAAUUUUUUUAUGAAAUUAUAAACACUGUGAUAAACAUCUUGUUAAAAUUGAAAUUUAAUAAACAAAUAUUUCAAAAGAGA
Molecule: messenger RNA, 4344 nt
Organism: Leptopilina boulardi
Lineage: Eukaryota; Metazoa; Arthropoda; Insecta; Hymenoptera; Figitidae
Product: ATP-binding cassette subfamily C member 4-like
Exons: 11
Coding region: 229-4056 (1275 amino acids)
Biological process (GO): transmembrane transport
Cellular component (GO): membrane
Molecular function (GO): ABC-type transporter activity; ATP binding; ATP hydrolysis activity
Source: RefSeq, a predicted model, not a curated record